GGCAGAUAUAGUUAAAAUUAAGCUUUAACUGCUGUGGUGCACUUAAAAUAAACACCAAGACAUAUAAAAUUAAACAAAUACCGUUUUUUUAAUGGUAUGUUUACACGUACGGUUUUACACGGAAGAAUCAAAGUAUUUGUGAGGCCUAAAAGCUUUUCUUGUAAUUUUAAAAUGAGUGAAGAACCAAUGGAAGAAUUCCCUGUAUGGGGCUUACUUCCCAAAAAGGAAACUGGAGUUGUAUCUUUUUUAUCAAAAUUUCCAACUUAUGAUGGAAGAGGGACAGUUAUAGCAAUUUUAGAUUCCGGAAUUGAUCCUGGUGCCCCUGGUUUACAAAAAACUUCCGAUGGGAAAGUCAAAGUUAUACAUAGAUUCGACUGCAGUGGUUGUGCUGAUGUUAAUACAAGCACCAGUGUAACCCCUGUGGAUGGUUACAUUACUGGGUUAACAGGAAAAAAAUUAAAAAUUCCACCAUCUUGGAAAAAUCCUCAAGGAACUUAUAGAAUAGGAGUUAAACAUGCUUUUGAUUUAUACCCUGAUAGACUUAAGGACCGUGUCAAACAGGAAUAUAAAAAAAAGCAUUGGGAUGAUAACCAGAGAAAAAGUAUAGCAAGUAUAACAAGACAGCUGAAUGAUUUUGAAUCAAAACACAAUACCUUAAACAUAAAUGACAUGGAAAAGCUUGAAAAAGAGGACAUAGAAGCAAAGUUAGAGAUACUGAACAACAUGGAGAAAAGAUAUUCUGACUCUGGCCCGGUAUAUGAUUGUGUUUUGUUUAAAGAUGGUUCAACUUGGUAUUGCUGUGUUGAUACAACGGAUGAUGGUGAUUUAUCAAAGUGCCCCUUAUUAGGAGAAUAUAGUAUUACCCAUGAUUACGCCCCUCUUACAGAAAUUGACCAAUUAAACUUCAGCAUGAAUGUUCAUGAUAAUGGAAAUAUAUUGGAACUUGUAGGGGUUUGCUCAAGCCAUGGCACUCACGUGGCGUCAAUAGCCUCGGCAUACUUCCCAGAUAGCCCUGAUUUGAAUGGUGUAGCCCCUGGAGCCCAAAUAGUUUCCCUAACCAUAGGAGAUGGCAGAUUGGGCUCAAUGGAAACUGGUACUGCCCUGGUCAGGGCUAUGAUUAAAAUAAUGGAGCUCAGAGAGACGCAGCCUGUGCACGUAAUUAAUAUGAGUUACGGCGAGCAUGCGCACUGGGUAGAUGCUGGGCGCAUCGGUGAAUUAUUAAACGAUGUUGUUAAUAAGUAUGGAGUUACCUGGGUUGCAUCAGCUGGAAACAACGGCCCUGCAUUGGGCACCAUCAGUACGCCCUCCGAUAUUAGUCAGGAACCUAUUAUAAGUGUGGGGGCAUAUGUCUCUCCUGAUAUGAUGAUUGCCGAGUAUGCCUUAAGACAGAAAUUGCCAGGUAGCCCCUAUACUUGGUCGUCCCGUGGUCCGACGAUAGAUGGCGGUAUUGGCGUGCACGUGUGCGCACCAGGAGGUGCCAUAACGUCGGUGCCAAAUUUCACGCUGCGUUAUUCUCAGCUGAUGAAUGGCACCUCGAUGGCGUCACCGCACGUGGCUGGCGCCGUUGCCGUGCUCAUAUCGGGCAUGAUACAGAAAAAGUUACCAUUUACGCCUUACAUAAUAAAAAAAGCGCUUGAAAAUACAGCUAUGCAUAUUAAAGAUGUGGAACAUUACGCUCAGGGAAACGGUUUAGUGCAAAUCGAUAAAGCUUUUGAUUAUUUGUUGGAUUAUCAUAGUAUAACCGAGAGUAAAGUGCGUUUUAACAUUUACUGCGGUUCGAAUAACUCUAAGGGUAUUAAUUUGAGAACGAAACUCACGAAUACUUCGUAUUUAUUUAAAGUUUCUGUGGAGCCCUGUUUUUUGGACUCUGACAAUGUACCUGCCGAAGAAAAAAUUAAUUUCAACUUAAAAUUAACUUUAACUUGUAAUGCCGAAUACGUAAGCUUCCCGGGGUAUUUGGACAUAUCGAACGUUGCCCGGUUGUUCGCGGUUAAAAUCGAUGUGACCGGUUUAACCGAGGGCGUGCAUGGAACCUUUAUCAAUGCUUACGAUAGCGCAUCAAUUUCCAAAGGGCCCGUCUUUAGAAUACCGAUUACCGUAAUAAAACCAAAAGAGUUCACUGGGGAAUCCAAGUACAUAGCUAGUUAUAACAAGGUUCUUUUCAAACCCAACACCAUUAAAAGGCAUUAUUAUGUCGUACCCAGCGGUGCUACAUGGGCAGUUUUAAAAUUACUUGCCGAUGACGAUAAUGGUAGAUUCGUAAUACAUACAAUGCAAUUUGUGCCUAGGCGAUCCUGUAAAACACUGGAGCUCUGUAAAACCUUAGCCGUAUUUUCUAAUAUCGAAACUGGCGUGCCUUUUGCUGUUAAAGGAGAUGAAGUUCUUGAAGUUGUUAUCGCCAAAUAUUGGGCCAGUUUGGGCGACAAUUAUUUGGAUUACUCUAUAAGUUUUUACGGUGUCAAACCCAACCAAAACAGCUACACCAUGCUGGGAGCCGAUGGUAUUUAUAAUUUAUUCGUUAAAACUUUGCAGUCAGAAGAAAUUUUAAUGUCGGCUUUGUUGAAGAAUUCCGUCCAAAUUGUCAGGGCUAGCGAUAGCAAAAUUAGCCCCCUCACUGAGAGGGAUAUCAUCCCACCUAGCAGACAAGUUUAUGAGUUAAUAUUAACCUAUAACUUCACCUUAGUGAAGCAGUGUGAAGUAUCACCAAAUUUCGCCCCACUUAGUGAUACAUUAUAUGAAUCUGAAUUUGAGUCUCAAUUUUGGCAAUUAUACGACACCAACAAACAAUUAUUAGGCUGUGGCGACGCAUAUCCUUCCAAAUAUGCCAUAAAACUGGAUAAGGGAGAUUACCACAUCAAACUGCAAGUAAGACACGAUAAAAAAGAUCUACUCGAAAAACUGAACGAGCAACCAAUUUUAAUCCAACAAAAAUUAAGCAGCAAUUUAAACUUGGAUAUUUAUAACACCCAUUCGCAUGCCUUAACGGGCGGUAAAAAGGCUGGCGUCACCCACGUGAAUAACCCCAAUGCGCAGACGCAAUUUUACAUAGCCCCCUUAGCCUCCGAUAAGUUCCCAGCUAAAUCAAACAACACAGCGCACUUUUUCACGGGUGUGUUGACGUGCGCAAAAGACGAAAAUGGCAAAAGAGUCGACACAUAUCCGUUCAAGUACGUUUACGUUGAUACGACCCCCUCGAAAAAAAACAACUCCUCCAAUUCUAACGGGGACAAAACUAAAUUCGACGAGUACAAGGAGGCUAUACGCGACUUAAAGGUGCAGUGGCUGAGCAAGUUGGACAACGCUAAUAGUGAGAGUUUGUAUGAGGAACUCAGCAAGACUUAUGAGGAUUAUCUCCCCGUGCAUACUGCCUAUUUACAAGGAUUAGAAACGUUGGAUAGAAAAAUACUGCCUGGUGCUAACCAAAGUAAAGGUAAUGCUGAUUUGGUGAAGAUUAUUGAUGUUUGCAACAAAGUUUUGGAGAGUAUAAACGAAGAGGCUUUGUUGGCUUAUAUUGGGCUCAAAGUUGAUACCAGAGGAGAUGCAGCUAAAAUAAAAACAACUAUGGAGCAACAAAAAAGUCUGUACAUAGAGUGUUUAUCAAGAAAAGGUAUUGCUUUAUGUAGAUUAAAUGGGGAAAAUAAAGAAUCUGAUAACCUGGAUAGCAUCAAAUCCAUAUGGAGGACUUUACUGAAAUUCUCUGAUACCAGUGACUCUAAAGUAAAUAAUCAUGUUAUUUGUUUUGCAAUAUGGCAUGCCUAUGUGAAUCAACAUUAUGGCAGACUUUUGAAGUACCUUCUUAAAUUACAAGAUGAAAAACCCAGUAAAGAAGUUGAAGAAAAAAUUAUCGAAUUUAGUAAUUUAUUGAAGUGGAACCAUGUCAAAAAUUACUUGCAAAAAUCUUUACCCAGUAAAUAUCCAGGCUCAUAUAAACCUUUCUGAUUUUAAUCACCAUUAUGUCACAUUAAAUUGAUCCAAUACAAUU
Brassicogethes aeneus is the source of this 3982-nucleotide messenger RNA. Lineage: Eukaryota; Metazoa; Arthropoda; Insecta; Coleoptera; Nitidulidae. The record is from the annotation of a GenBank genome assembly.